AUGCAUGCUGUUGCUGUCGAAACUGUUUCUAUGCAAAUACCUGGUCUUACAUAUUUUCUUCCUCUUACUUUACCUGAUGUUUCUAUGCCGACAAAAGUCCCCUUGCUUUGCUAUCCGGCUAGAGACCUCAUCUCCCGCGGCGUUUUCGCUUCCCCUUUCUUGGUUGACUCCGAUGAUUUUUCUUCUCUGGCUCUAAUUUGCAUUGUUGACGCUCCUUUAGUCAUCUACAAGGAAGACCUGGCUGCAAUUGUGAUGCCGGUGGCCCUGGAGUUCGAUCCCCUCGCUUAUGAGGACAUGGAGCCGAUUGUUCCCCCCAACCCCUCUCUUAACAAUUACCGAAAGCACUUUCUUGACCACCCAUUGCUUGCUUUCACUUCCACUAUUCAUUCGGAUAAGCCUUUUGUUACCUUUGUGUUAAAUAAUCGUUCUUUUUCAGGCAUAAUAGACACCGGAGCAGAUAUUUCAGUAAUUAGAACCUCUGAGUGGCCUGCUGACUGGCCCACCACCUCUUCCCCUGCCGUCCGAGGCGUCGGAGGCAUCCAAACGGCCCGAAUUAGCACCUUGCCUCUGUUAGUCACUUCCUCUCACACCGACAAACAGGUGUACAGGGAAUCCGAAGAACUCCAAGCUGCUCUAGCCCAGUGGCCAGGACAGGCACUCCACCUUUGUCGGCAGCGCAACGCCACUUUGCCACGCCAGAGUCACCGACAAUCAAAAAUUUGCGCCCUCCAGUGUAUUCUCGCGAGUUGCCUGAUCCUACUUGGAAAGGUCCGGCUGAUCUCAUCACCUGGGGGCGAGGCUACGCAGCAAUCCAACUGCCUGAUCGAGUACUGUGGGUGCCAGGGAAGCAAGUAAGACCCUAUCUUUGCAAAC
Messenger RNA from Crotalus tigris (Tiger rattlesnake), 873 nucleotides. RefSeq lists its product as uncharacterized. Bases 1 to 855 code for a protein of 284 amino acids. NCBI's taxonomy places the organism in Eukaryota, Metazoa, Chordata, Lepidosauria, Squamata, Viperidae. Gene Ontology annotation, molecular function: aspartic-type endopeptidase activity. Gene Ontology annotation, biological process: proteolysis. The transcript has 3 exons. The record is from RefSeq and is a predicted model, not a curated record.